GUAUUGAACCAGGCAGUAAGUAAUGUGUUAUUUUAUACAAGGAUAUAUCUGAUAAUAUUUAACACAGCUGCAAAUCUCUAAAUCAUAUUACAGAAACUGCUGUAAUAGAUCUUAUCUGUGCUAUGACAAGCUACCAUGUUAACUAGGUUUACCUUUAAAUGAUGUACAAUAUUAUAAAUCUAUUUCAAACCUUGGGUUUCAAAUCAAAGUUGCAAUGGGAACUCUCAGUGCUGUUAACUACUGUUAGCAUUAAAUGUCUAAAGCCAAUAAAUAAAGUGGUAAAUGUGGGCCAGAGAAAAAAAGAGUACCCUAGAUACUUUAAGCAUGUGGAGAGAGUUUUGAAAUGUUUUGUCUACAUCUAGUCUGAAUUAGGGGCCUUUAAAGUUUACAUGUGAAAUUGAAAUGUAUUUGUGUUUACUAUGGAACCAUACUUCAGUGCUAAACUGGGAUUCUUGAAACACCAUGGAGACCCACUGGGUGACAGCCUAAAAGGAAGUCAAUGGCAAACCUCUUCUGAAUCUUGCUAAGAAUAUCCUAUGACAAAGUCAUCAUAUGUUUGAGUUUACUUGAAGACACAUAGGUAACACAGUGUUACCUUUUUCUUUGAAUCUUAUUGUUGUCCAUCACUGCUUCAAUCUGAUGGAGAAAACCACUGGCUAUGAAAGAAUUUGUUGUAGUCUGGCAAGCAUCAGACAAUUUUUCUGAAUGUUCAGAGGAUGAGGGGGAUGAUGGGUUCUAAAAUGAGGCAUCUGUGAGUGUUCAGGGGGAAUUGCAGACAGGGGAAGCUGAUGCUUGGAAUUCUUCAGAUAGUUCUAGGUAACCGAGGAAACUGAAAGUACCAGCUCCCUUGAGAAAAGGCCUUGGAAAGACGAGGAGGUUUCAAGAGAGUGUAGAUUAGAUUUGAGAACUCAGGGCAUGAAAAGGCAAACUAGAUAUUCCCAGUGGAUUCAAGAUAAGACCUUCAGGGUCCACGGGCAGGAGUGUUCACAGAUCUUAAGUCUGAGUGAGUUAAUAACUCAGACCAUAACUGGCUACACUAAAGAAUGAUGUAAGUGCAGAUCUUCCAGUCAAAUCCAACAUGGGUGCAAACACCUCGAGCAAGACACCAGUGUUUAAUGAGAAUGGUGAUGUUACCUUUGACCACUUUGAAAUUUUGCGAGCCAUUGGGAAAGGCAGUUUUGGAAAGGUAUGCAUUGUCCAGAAGAAUGACACCAAGAAAAUGUAUGCCAUGAAAUAUAUGAACAAGCAAAAGUGUGUAGAGCGGAAUGAAGUGAGAAAUGUCUUCAAAGAGCUACAGAUCAUGCAGGGGCUGGAGCAUCCUUUCCUUGUGAAUUUGUGGUAUUCAUUUCAGGACGAGGAAGACAUGUUCAUGGUGGUUGACCUGCUUCUUGGAGGAGACUUGCGUUUUCACCUACAGCAAAAUGUCCGUUUUCAAGAGGGUACCGUGAAACUAUUCAUCUGCGAGUUAGCCUUGGCAUUGGAUUAUCUUCAGAGCAAAAACAUUAUUCACAGGGACAUAAAACCUGAUAACAUCUUGCUGGAUGAGCAUGGACAUGUGCACAUCACAGACUUCAAUAUUGCUACUGUGCUCAAUAAAGACAUGCAGGUUACCACCAUUGCUGGCACAAAACCAUACAUGGCCCCUGAGAUGUUUAGUUCUACAAAACCUAUUGGCUAUUCCUAUGCUGUUGACUGGUGGUCAUUAGGCAUUACAGCCUAUGAACUUCUUAGAGGCCGGAGGCCAUAUCACAUCCGCUCUAGUACAGCUGCAAAUGAAAUUGCUCAUGUUUUCAAGACGGCUACAGUCAUGUAUCCUGCUGCUUGGUCAAAGGAUAUGGUGUCAUUAAUUAAAAAGUUAUUGGAGAUAAACGCAGAGGAACGAUUUUCUCAGCUGAGUGAUAUCCAAGACUUUGCUUAUUUGGCUGAUAUCAACUGGGAUGCUGUUCUACAAAAGAGAAUAAUACCUGGAUUUCUUCCUACUAAAGGGAAGUUGAAUUGUGACCCAACCUUUGAACUUGAAGAAAUGAUCCUGGAAUCCAAACCACUUCAUAAAAAGAAGAAGCGCCUGGCUAAGAAGGAGAAGGAGAGUGGCAAAAACGAUUCCAUCCAGGCUUGUAACCUCCAGAAACACCUGGAAUCAAUCCAAAAAGACUUCAUCAUUUUCAACAGGGAAAAGAUGAGGCAGCAGCAUAAUGAAAUGCAAGAGAACUUGAUGUUGACACAAACCAAAGACAACCAGGAAGAAGAUGACCAGAAUAAUAAUAUCUGAAAUCCAUUUGGCUUCUGUUCAGGUGCUGCUGUUGAAGGUCUAGGCUUUGAGUUUAGCUAAACCCUGAAUAAAACUUCACACUGCUAUUAAGAACGGCUGGCACUUGGAGCUAAAACCUGGGUGUCUCCUCCUAACAUGAGAAGUUAGGGCCUAGUUCCUUGCAAUAGUAUAUAAGGCACAGGCUCUCAUUUUUAUGCCUUCACCAGUGUUUUAAAAAGUUUGACCAUAUGGAAAGAAUCUGGUAUUUUUUCCUCAAUAGUAGAAGAUUGAAGUCACUCCUUGUUUUAUUUAUGUGGCACUUCUGAUGGCAAGAUAUUAGGGCUGCUGAGGAUUGGGGUCAGUCAACUGCCAAUAGGAAAACUUUACAAGAUUUUUAUUGUAUGUUUGCCAGGUGGAUGGUUGCUUUUUUUAAUGGACGUUUGAAAAAGAUGGGAAAACUGCAAAUGCAGUGCAAUAGUCUAAUGUCAAAACCAGCAUAUUCAAUACCAGUACUCUUCUAAUCUAAAAAUUAUAUUCCAUUUAUGAGCUCACAGUAGAAAAGGGAAAUUACCUAUAGUUUCUUUGCUUUGAGAUUUUUCCACUGUUGGCAGCAUGUAUAAAUUAACUUAAAAAAAUUAAUCCAGCAUACUUAUAAAUAGAGAAUCCACAUGUAAAGCCCUAGAGCUCCUACAUGAGGCAGAAAUUACUGAUAGCAUGAACAAACCUAAAAUAAAAUAUACUGAGAUCUUUUACUAGGACCUGCUUAGAAAUAGAAUUCACCAGCAAGUGCAAUGGACAAUCCAUCAUUGUAGGGAGAGGGCAGUGGGAUGAACGGAUGCUAAACAUUUUCAAAAGCUUGUAUCUACGAAGAAUAGCUAUAGUGCUACUUACUCUAAACAUUUGGGAAAUUACUGUGAUCAAUAUCAUAUGCUUGAUAUAAACUGUGAUUACUAUAUCCUUUGUAGCCUGAGAUUGCAAUUUGAUACAGUUAGAUCUGCUAAGAGCUGUCAUACAUCUGAAGCACAGAACAGUAGGAUAAAGGGAGCAUAGCAAACAUUAAAAUGACAUAAUGCUUCACUUUUGGGGGAUUACUAAGAAUUGUUCUUUAAGGGAAGAGUAUUUUAUAUGUUGGAAAUUCAUUUAGUUUAUCAGCCCUGCUUUAUGUCCCAGUUCCCUUUUAUCCCUUCCUAUAUUUCAUCUCUCUUCAGAUAUAAUAGAGUCGGUUAGAAGACAAAGCCAUAGCAGUUGAUGUAAAAAUCAAGCCCAUAAUCUCGAUUUUCUUCGUUUUUAUGAGGCUCUUUGCAAUUGGAGCCAAAAUGAGCUGGAAGAUUGCUUCGCCGCUUUAAGGCCCACUGCCCUCUGGUGGCCUUCCAGUUUUAAGUGUUUCUUUGUUGUUUUAAAGACAAAAGGUUUCUUAGCAAACAGGAAGUACAAUGCUGCAGCAAGUUCAGUACUUCUCACUGAUUUCAAAGGAAGAAUUAAACUUCUCCUGUUAGUGUCCAUUGGCCACUAUUAUACAUAAGCUACUUAGUUCAACAUAUUUAACUAAAAAUGUUUCCUGGUUCAAACCCAAUGGACAUGUCAUUCAUGUUUUGAUGCCCAACAGAAUGGACUUUCUUCUACCCACACAGUUGGUGUCUGGUAAAAUAGGUUGUAGGUAUUGAUAUUGUGGCAAUAGUAUUAGGAUUAUGAUUAGCAAUCCUGUAUAUGGAACAGUUACAGUAGAGUCUUGCUUAUCCAACAUAAACGAGCCAGCAGAGUGUUGGAUAAGUGAAAAUGUUGGAUAAUAAGGAGGGAUUAAGGAAAAGCCUAUUGAACAUCAAAUUACAUUAUGAUUUUACAAAUUAAGCACCAAAACAUCAUGUUUUACAACAAAUCGACAGAAAAAGCAGUUCAAUACAUGGUAACGUUAUGUAGCAAUUACUGUAUUUAUGAAUUUAGCACCAAAAUUUUAUUUAUUUAUUUAUUUAUUUACAGUAUUUAUAUUCCGCCCUUCUCACCCCAAAGGGGAUGCAGGGCGGAUCACAUUAUAUACAUAUAGGGCAAACAUUCAGUGCCCAUAUACACACAGAAAUGAGACAGAGACAGACGCAGAGGCAAUUUAACCUUCUCCUGAGGGGAUGUUCGAUUCUGGCCACAGGGGGGAGCAGCUGCUUCAUCAUCCACUGUGAUGGCACUUCCUCAUUCCAACAUUGUAAAUUACUUAAAUUUGCCUCCCCACUUUAUAAGUAGUACCUUAUUUCCUACUUGAUAGAUGCAACUAUCUUUCGGGUUGCUAGGUCAGCAACGAGCAGGGGCUACUUUUUUUUUAAUUGACGGGUGCUCACCCCGCCACGGGCUGGCCUCGAAGUCAUGACUUUAUGAUCAGAGUGAUUUAUUGCAGCAGGCUGCUCAUCAACCUGCGCCACAGCCCGGCCCCACAAUAUCACAAUGUAUUGAAAACAUUGGCUACAUAAACAUUGACUACUAAAAGGCAGACUGCGUUGGAUAAUCCAGAACGUUGGAUAAGCAAAGGUUGGAUAAGCGAAACUCUACUGUACUUAGAUUUACUCACCCAUAACUGUUCCCUGGACAUUAAGUCUAGUUGUGUCUGACUCUGGGGGUUGGUGCUCAUCUCCGUAGAGCUGGCAUUUUCCGUAGACACCUCCAAGGCCAUGUGGCCAGCAUGACUGCAUGGAGUGCCAUUACCUUCCCGCUGGAGCGGUACCUAUUGAUCUACUCACAUUUGCAUGUUUUCGAACUGCUAGGUUGGCAGAAUCUGGGGCCAACAGCGGGAGAUCACCCCAAUCCCCAGAUUCAAACCACCGACUUUCAGUCAGCAAGUUCAGCAGCUCAGCGGUUUAACCCGCUGCUCCACCAGGGCUUCCUGACACCAUUCUGCCACAAUCAUAACUCUUCUCCUCCCUGACUUUAUCAGGUAUCAGCUAAUACAAAGAUCUUUGCUGAUGAAUGAAACACAGGUGAACCCAUCAGUUUUGGGGUGAGAAGUUGGGCCAAGACAGGUUACUGAUGCAGAAAACCAGUAAUCACCUUUUGACAUUUUAUUAUCACAUUAAAGCAGGACACAGGCUCCUUGGAGAUAAAAUUGUGGCUUAGAAAAUUAAACAAAAAGUUGAUUGCAGCUAACAUUGCAUACCAUAUUUUUUAUUUAUAUUUCCUACAGAAACUAAUAUGUAUUGCUUUUUUCAACAAAACGCCAGGAAUGCCUUCUACCAAAUAAACCAAAUCUAGGUUGCUGACUGAGACCUUGCGCUUCUAGCUGCUUUAUUCUGAGAUUAACUGGUUAGAAUUGAAACUGUUUUGGAGCAGGAGUUCCAGAACUGUACAGUUUUCAGAAACUGAAAAGUAGCUGUAAUCAGGAAAGUGGCUUCAAUGCCCGCUGUGACCAUUAUGCUCAAAAAGUCGUUGCCUUCUACAGAAUAAUUCAGACCAAUGCCUGUCUAGUUUAUAAAAACUUACCUGCUGUUGCCUAAGCCAGGAUGUAUUUAUUGUAGAAUCACGGAAAAACCUAGUCAGUCAUCUAGUUUAAGAGAAAAAUAAGAUAGCUUUCCUUUCUUCAGUCAUGUUGUAUAAGAGGCACUAACUGUCUUGAGUAAGUCCUAUGACGUGCUUGUUGUGCUGUACUGCCUCUCGCUUUUGGCCUGGCCUGCUGCACCAGGCUGAAUGUUGAUGGCACUGCAUCUCACCUGCCCAUCCCCAUCCCCAUUUGAAGACAUCAGUCCUUACUUCUCACUGUGGUACAGCAUCAAGAAAAAUCUAGCCCUUCAAUGUGGCAAUUGUUUAGACACUCACUACUGACUCCCAUUUACUAGCACUCUCUGACUUCCAUUUACAUUGAAUUAUCCUAAUUUGCAUAUAAUGAAGACACAUAGCUUCUCUGGGGACAUGGGACAUGGGACAUGGUUACAGGAAGAGGUAAUAGCUUUGUCAGUUUGCUAGUUGUUUUUUUUGGGGGGGGGGAGUUUAAAAGGAUAUUACCUCUGACUAACCAAUAACAUCAUAUGAUGGACAACUUCACAUGGAUCUCAAUACCAGUGAUUGAAUGGAUGCUGUCUUAUCAGUACUCAUAGAAGAAGGCAGUGAUAAUCCUUGCAGAGUGCUUUCAGUCUGGAAGUAUCUAGUGAUAAGUAAAUAUUGUCUGUAACUAAUUGCAAACAUCUAAGUGCAGUCAUCACAUGACUAUAACAAAAUUGUAUGUGUGAGAUUAUCUUAACUGCUUUUGCAGUGAAAGUGACUCUCUAGUUACUUUUGUUACUAUAGGAGUGCAGAUGAUGUCAUAAUUCAAGUGCUGCCUCCCAGGGCCGUAGCCAGAAAAAAAUUUCGGGAGGGGUUUUGAAAAUUUCGGGGGGGGGGGGGGGUUGAACCCCUAGCACGCACCCCUCCCCGCUACAAACCUGUCAAUAUCUGCUUGAGAUAGUGCCUGGAGGGACUCUUAAUGUUUUGCAUCUCAUAGACUUAGCAUGGGGAUUUAGUUAACCAGUUAAAAUUCAUGAGUAAACCAGAUUUUUUUUAUAACCUGAAAAAUGUCGGGGGGGGGGGGGGUUGAACCCAUAAAACCACCCCCUCGCUAUAGGCCUGCUGCCUCCUAAGUUGUGGGUGCUGAAGCAACAGUGAGAUGACUGGUAAAGAAGUGUGUUUUGUUCUACAAGCUAGUGGUUUGUAAUAUUCAAUUUGUUUUAGUUAUGUUAAAGAAAAGAAGUUCCCAUUUAUGUUAUUAGCAAUUACACUGUAAAGGGAGGGGUGUGUGUCUUGGAACUAUUCACAUAACUAUCCUAUAUACUCAAGUAUAAGUCUUGAAAUUUUAAUUGAAAAACCUGGGUUGACUGAUCAAUGAGGUAAGUGUGAGUACGGCACUUUAACUUAACACUGGAAAGUUGUCGAGAUUUGUCCAUGAUGCUGACACAGAUGUCAGAUUCACUACAAAUAUGUAGCUCCUCAUACCCAGUUGCUCAUCCUCCUCUGGCUGGCAGUUGAAUCCUGGGGAGUUGCCUUUGCUGUGAAGAAGGGAAGGAUGGAAAAGUGACUAUAGCAAAGCUGAAAAUAGAGAAAGAAAUGAGGUGUGCUCUUAAAUAGUGUGCACUUGUCUUCUCCUUCUAGGACCCUAGAGCAGCCAGAUCUUCACAAUCUGAAUGGCACUGUAUGAGCCUAGACCUGUGAGUACCAAUAGCUUAUGAAUUAGGUCCAAUUGUGUAAUUCUGCUGAGAGGAUGGUUUCCAUCAGUGGAACCAAGAGGGGAUGAUCCUCCACCCAAAGCCCUCAAGAUCUAGCCUGGAGUGCCAGGGAAGGUGGAGAAGUUGUGUGGCAGCCAUUGCCAGUGAGGAAACGCAGUCAUGGCAUGCCAGUUCUGCUGGUCACAAUGGAGUUAACUGUUCAGACUUGAAUAGACAGGAAUGGCUGACUGUUUUGGUACUUGUGUAAUUUAAGAAAUCAUAAGCUGUAUUUAUAUAAUUAUUUAAAAUUCUACUUAUAACAGGGACUUCAGGAUUCUUGUACUGUUUUGAUCAAUUGUCAUUUUCAAACACAAAUCUUUCCAAGAAAUUGCUGACUGAUGAAUGUGGGUUCAACACAUUAUAAUAAAAUCACAACAGAUGUACACAGGGUAGUUUUAUGUACAAUGGCAAAUAGUAGAUAUUUAAAUCUAGCUAUUUCCAUGUCACAAAACAUGUAAGGUUUGUUUUCACCAUUUUCUUUCACAGACAGGUGGUGAAGUCAGUUUAUUCAUAGUAAAUGUUAAACUGAAUAAUUAUGUCAUAAAAAGAAAUACUGGGCAUUUUUUCUCUUCCAUUUUCUAAACCUGGUCUAUUAAACUUUCUAUAUGAUG
This is a messenger RNA of Anolis carolinensis (green anole), 8069 nucleotides long. RefSeq names its product serine/threonine kinase 32A (gene stk32a). Lineage: Eukaryota; Metazoa; Chordata; Lepidosauria; Squamata; Anolidae. The record is from RefSeq and is a predicted model, not a curated record. The transcript has 13 exons. Gene Ontology annotation, molecular function: protein kinase activity; ATP binding. The coding region runs from base 1079 to 2269 and encodes 396 amino acids. Gene Ontology annotation, biological process: protein phosphorylation.